AUGGGGUCUUGUUGCAGUUGCUUAUGUUCACGCAAUAGAGAUUCAAAAUAUCCUCCACUCUUGUUAGCUGAAAAUGAAAGGGAAGCAAUUUCGGCGCUAUUACAGUAUUUGGAAAACCGCUCGGAUGUGGAUUUCUUUAGUAACGGGCCAUUAAGAGCACUCAGUACUCUAGUGUAUUCCGAAAACAUUGACUUACAAAGAAGUGCAGCAUUAGCAUUUGCUGAAAUCACGGAAAAAGAUGUUAGAGAAGUUAACAGGGACGUGCUUGAGCCUAUAUUAAUACUCUUGCAAAGUGCUGAUUCUGAAGUGCAAAGAGCGGCCUGUGGAGCCUUGGGUAACUUGGCCGUGAAUAACGAAAAUAAAAUAUUGAUUGUCGAAAUGGGAGGAUUAGAACCAUUGAUAAGACAAAUGAUGUCCACUAAUAUUGAAGUGCAGUGUAAUGCGGUUGGGUGCAUAACUAACUUAGCGACGCAAGACGACAACAAAACUAAGAUAGCAAAGAGUGGAGCUUUAAUUCCUUUAGCGAAACUAGCUAAAUCCAAAGAUAUUAGAGUUCAGCGUAAUGCCACUGGUGCUUUAUUAAACAUGACGCAUUCAGGGGAGAAUAGACAAGAAUUGGUGAAUGCUGGGGCAGUCCCAGUAUUAGUAUCUCUCUUAUCCAAUGAGGAUGCAGAUGUCCAAUAUUACUGUACUACCGCUUUGUCCAAUAUUGCUGUUGAUGAAAUCAACCGUAAGAAAUUGUCCACUACUGAACCGAAAUUAGUUAGCCAAUUAGUUAAUUUAAUGGAUUCCCCAUCUCCAAGAGUUCAAUGUCAAGCAACAUUAGCUUUAAGGAAUUUGGCUUCGGAUUCAGGCUAUCAAGUUGAAAUAGUAAGAGCAGGUGGUUUGCCACACUUAGUUCAACUCUUAACGUGUAACCAUCAACCUCUAGUCCUUGCAGCUGUUGCAUGUAUUAGAAACAUUUCUAUCCAUCCUUUGAAUGAAGCUUUAAUCAUUGACGCUGGGUUUUUGAAACCAUUGGUUGGUUUGUUGGAUUUCAAUGAUCUGGAGGAAAUUCAAUGCCAUGCGGUAUCAACGUUGAGAAACUUGGCAGCUUCAAGUGAAAGGAAUAGAUUAGCGUUAUUAGCUGCAGGUGCCGUUGAUAAAUGUAAGGAAUUAGUAUUGAAAGUCCCACUUUCAGUGCAACUGGAAAUCCUGGCUUGUUUCGCUAUAUUGGCAUUAGCUGAUGACUUGAAGCCUAAGUUAUACGAAAGCCAUAUUAUUGAUGUUUUAAUUCCUUUAACUUUCAGUGAAAAUGGUGAAGUAUGUGGGAAUUCUGCGGCCGCAUUAGCCAACCUUUGUUCUAGAGUUUCCAGCGAACAUAAGCAAUAUAUUUUCAAAAAUUGGUCUGAGCCAAAUGAAGGUAUUUACGGGUUUUUAUUAAGAUUUUUACAAAGUGGUAGCGCCACUUUCGAACAUAUUGCAUUGUGGACGAUUUUGCAAUUAUUGGAAUCUAAUAAUACGGAAAUUAACUCGUUAAUAAAAGAAAAUGAAUCUAUCUUAUCAGGAAUAAAGAACUUAAGCGCUUCUCAACAACAAACACAACAAAACCAAGGCCAAGUCAAUAACCCAGACCUGAACGAUCAGUUCGAUGAUCCAAAGGUUGAAUUAUUUAACUUAACUCAACAAAUUUUGCAAAUUUUAGGUUAA
Molecule: messenger RNA, 1689 nt
Organism: Debaryomyces fabryi
Lineage: Eukaryota; Fungi; Ascomycota; Pichiomycetes; Serinales; Debaryomycetaceae
Gene: VAC8
Product: protein anchor
Exons: 1
Coding region: 1-1689 (562 amino acids)
Biological process (GO): vacuole inheritance; nucleus-vacuole junction assembly
Cellular component (GO): fungal-type vacuole membrane
Molecular function (GO): protein binding; protein-membrane adaptor activity
Source: RefSeq, a predicted model, not a curated record